AUGAAUGAGGCAUUCAUCGCAUUUUCCAAGCAACACAAUGAAAGACUCUACAAGCCCGAACAGACUCUCACCAACGAUUUGUGCUACAAUCACCAAAUCGUGUUCCACCCAGCGGGAUUGCCAGUUCCACUGUACAUUGCUGGAAGAUACAGUCAACGCGGUGCGAUGGUACUCGCACACAAUGGAUCACCCAUCACCAACAAAGAAGUCUACCAAUCAACGUCUCGAAUACACCACCAAGAAAUUGAUAUAAAUUAA
This is a messenger RNA of Caenorhabditis remanei, 258 nucleotides long. RefSeq lists its product as uncharacterized. The record is from RefSeq and is a predicted model, not a curated record. The transcript has 3 exons. Bases 1 to 258 code for a protein of 85 amino acids. Gene Ontology annotation, molecular function: nucleic acid binding. NCBI's taxonomy places the organism in Eukaryota, Metazoa, Nematoda, Chromadorea, Rhabditida, Rhabditidae.